UCGUCGUAGUCUUGCAGGAGAAAAUCGCUGCCUUUGAUAGCUGUACUUUCACAAAAAAAUUUUUUGUCACAAGUUGUUAUCCUUGUCCUGGGCCAAACAUGAAUCCCAUUGCUCUUGGGAGCCGCUGGCUUGCUUACGCAGAAAACAAGCUGAUUCGAUGUCAUCAGUCCCGUGGUGGAGCCUGUGGAGACAACAUUCAGUCAUACACUGCCACAGUUAUUAGUGCUGCUAAAACAUUGAAAAGUGGCCUGACGAUGGUUGGGAAGGUGGUGACUCAGCUGACAGGCACACUGCCCUCAGGGGUGACAGAAGAUGAUGUUGCCGUCCACAGCAACUCCAGACGGAGCCCCUUGGUGCCAGGCAUCAUCACCGUCAUAGACACUGAGACAGUUGGAGAGGGCCAGGUGCUUGUGAGUGAGGACUCAGACAGUGAUGGCAUUGUGGCCCACUUCCCUGCCCACGAGAAGCCAGUGUGCUGUAUGGCUUUUAAUACUAGUGGAAUGCUUUUAGUCACAACAGACACUCUUGGCCAUGACUUUCAUGUCUUCCAAAUUCUGACUCACCCUUGGUCAUCCUCACAAAGUGCUGUCCAUCAUCUGUAUACUCUUCACAGGGGAGAAACGGAAGCCAAAGUUCAGGACAUCUGUUUCAGCCAUGAUUGUCGCUGGGUGGUGGUCAGUACCCUCCGGGGUACUUCCCACGUUUUCCCCAUCAACCCUUAUGGUGGCCAGCCUUGUGUCCGCACACACAUGUCACCACGAGUAGUGAAUCGCAUGAGCCGUUUCCAGAAAAGUGCUGGGCUGGAAGAGAUUGAGCAAGAACUGACAUCUAAGCAAGGCGGCCGCUGUAGUCCUGUUCCAGGCUUGUCCAGCAGCCCUUCCGGCUCCCCUCUGCAUGGGAAGCUGAACAGCCAAGACUCUUACAAUAACUUCACUAACAACAACCCUGGCAACCCCCGGCUCUCCCCGCUCCCCAGCCUGAUGGUAGUCACGCCUCUUGCACAAAUCAAACAGCCAAUGACCUUGGGGACCAUCACCAAACGAACAGGCAAAGUUAAACCACCUCCACAAAUUUCCCCGAGCAAAUCGAUGGGCGGCGAGUUUUGUGUUGCGGCAGUGUUUGGGACCUCCAGGUCGUGGUUUGCCAACAACGCAGGUCUGAAACGUGAAAAAGAUCAGUCCAAACAAGUUGUAGUUGAAUCUCUUUACAUCAUCAGUUGCUACGGGACCUUAGUGGAGCACAUGAUUGAGCCCCGACCGCUCAGUACUGCUCCCAAGAUAAGUGAUGACACACCACUGGAGAUGAUGACGUCACCCCGUGCCAGCUGGACACUCGUUAGAACGCCUCAGUGGAACGAACUGCAGCCACCAUUUAAUGCGAAUCACCCUCUGCUCCUGGCGGCAGAAGCGGUGCACUAUUACCAGCUCCUGCUCGCUGGCUCGCUGCCCCCUGGAAGUCCUGGCCCCAUUACUCGACAUGGGUCCUAUGACAGUUUAGCCUCCGACCAUAGUGGACAGGAAGAUGAAGAAUGGCUUUCCCAGGUUGAAAUUGUGACACACACUGGACCCCACAGACGCCUGUGGAUGGGUCCCCAGUUCCAGUUUAAAACCAUCCACCCCUCAGGCCAGACUACGGUCAUAUCAUCUAGUUCGUCUGUGUUGCAAUCUCACGGACCUAGCGACACACCACAGCCACUCUUGGAUUUUGAUACAGAUGAUCUAGAUCUUAACAGUCUCAGGAUCCAGCCGGUCCGCUCUGACCCAGUCAGCAUGCCAGGGUCAUCUCGUCCAGUCUCUGAUCGAAGGGGAGUUUCCACAGUGAUUGAUGCUGCCUCAGGUACCUUUGACCGGAGCGUGACCCUGCUGGAAGUGUGUGGGAGCUGGCCUGAGGGCUUCGGGCUGCGGCACAUGUCGUCCGUGGAGCACACAGAGGAAGGCCUCCGGGAACGGCUCGCAGAUGCCAUGGCCGAGUCACCAAGCCGAGAUGUCGUAGGAUCCGGAACAGACACAGCCCUUGACGUAGCAGUCAAAAACAGCACCCCCGAGAGACACAUGGCUAUGAAGUGUUUGGGUAUGUAACCUCCUGUCUUUGCCUAUAACGGAAGGCUGGGUCCCGCUGCUCUUUAUGUCCCUC
Messenger RNA from Peromyscus eremicus (cactus mouse), 2133 nucleotides. RefSeq names its product BCAS3 microtubule associated cell migration factor. The transcript has 16 exons. Gene Ontology annotation, biological process: response to starvation; autophagy. Bases 99 to 2078 code for a protein of 659 amino acids. Gene Ontology annotation, cellular component: cytoplasm. The record is from RefSeq and is a predicted model, not a curated record. Lineage: Eukaryota; Metazoa; Chordata; Mammalia; Rodentia; Cricetidae. Gene Ontology annotation, molecular function: protein binding.